AUGUUUCGCUUCUACAAGCUGUACUCGUUGUACAUGAACAACAUGACCAGCGGGCUGACGAGGCCGCGGGAGUGGUGCCUGUGCGAGAAGCUGCCCCGGGCGGUGCUCCACAUUCCGGUGAAUCGUCAUCUGCUCUGCGAGGUGUGCGGAUUGGCCAGACGUCCCCAGGCGGGACUCGCUUCCUCCAGCGACGAGGAUGCAGAUGUCCAGAGGAAUCUCCCGGAGCAACGUCACGCGGAGGAGCCCAAAAAGGGACAGGUUUCCCGGGUGAAGGUGGCCAUAAGGGCCAAGAAACCCAAGGACAAGCGGUGUUGCCGCACGAGCUGUGUUAAAUGUGGUGGCCUAGCCAGAGCUGAAGCUGGUCAAGAAGGUACUGGUACUGGUGGACCCGAAGAGGUGAAGAGCAAGGUGUAUGCAGGCCGUCACGGCUUGUACUCGAAACCAAGGGGGAUGCCCCGUCGUCAGCAGGAGCCCACGGCCCCGCCCCCUUCGUCGCCUUCGCCACCAUCAUCGCCAAGGGCAGCACCUCCUCCACCAACACCACCACCUCCACCUCCAUUAUCGGGGUCACCACCUAGCCUAGUGGCCAUGGCCCAUGACGUUUUCAGCCGGACAAACCACCUGAGCCAGAACUAUAGCCACCUAUUUGUCAGCAACUUUAUUCCCCUGCAGAGUCCCAUUACAGAUACCUUUGGAGGAGCCAUUUCCAAGAGGAAUCCUCCGCCACGCAGCCACAGGAGUCGUCCGUUGCCACCGCUCUCCAAGAUUCUGACCAACAACCAAAAGGAGCUAGACAACAGGGAGAAGGGCGGUGGUUUGGGGCGAACCAAGUCCAGGGAUUCACUGGAUAUCGCCAACGAGCUGGCCAGUCAGUUCUGCCCCUUUGAGCGGUACGAAGGUCCUUCGGAGGACGCUCUCGUCGAGAACAGUGCUCGCCAGCUACUCCAUCGACCCAAGUCACUGUUCAUUGAACCACGCCAGGAUUUGCCCAACAAUCGCAUCGAGUCCUUGAGUCGUUCGAAUGAGGGAAAUGAAAAUCUAUCUGGGAUCUUCUUCAUGACGAAAUCAGUACGCGAAAAUUUAAUCAAGACAAUCAAUCAAAUCGGAUUCGAUUGCAGUACUUCGAGUAACAAGAGUUCCUCCACCAACUUAAAUUACCAUUCGCCAAUUCACCAGCAAACCGUCCAAGAAACUCUGGCGGAAAAAUACGAACGUCUACAGGCUGAAAGAUCCUCCAUCAUGACUUCUAUUAUGGAUCAACUUUUCAGUUUACAAGCCGAAAGCUCCGAGGAGGACAAAGUAGAAAAGACUCCCGAAAUGGAUGAACUUGACCUGACUAUAAACAACCUGUCGCCUGAGGAUCCCGAAACAGGUUCUUUGCUAAGUGAUGUAUCAACUGAACAGACUGUAAUUUCCUCAAAUAAAACAAAGCCCUAUCAAGAUUACACCAAACUCUUCUCAAAAACACUGAGCAAUUCUAGCUGGGAACGGGAAUUCAUUAAAGUAGAGGACUCUUCACCAAACACAACAGAAAAGGAAUCCCAAUCAAUAUCUUUAAAGUGUGGUCGCUGCGGAAACGUUAAGCAAAACUCAGAGCAGGAUCUUAAAAAAAAUAUAGGGGCUAGUAGAAUUCCCAGAAAUGAAAAGAAUAUAAUGGAAGGGAAGACAGGUCCCGUAAUAAAUGUGCGACCACGAAAUAACACUUCCAAAAAACAAGAGGAAUACUUAAAAAAGAAGGAUAUUAGACCCAAGGAUGCGAAUUUGAUCAGGACGAGAAUACCGGUAAAUAGUUUUGGAGUGUGUAGAUACAAAGAACCUUCCACCAAUUGGGGUGUGGUGAAAACCUUUGAGAUAAUAUCCCAUAUGUGCCGAGAGAUCCCCAAGCUUCAGGUUGCUACCUUUGCAAGAGACUUAAUGAAUACCGGUAAAGUUAUUUUCAGCUAUAUCAAGGAAAGUUUGGUUACUGAUCAACCCACCAUGUCUCUCUAUGAAUUUCGCCUGCCUGACAUAAAUCCCAACGAACUGCAAUCUUAUCGAAAUCAGGAUGUUUUCGAAUCUCAAUCCGAACACGUGAAAUGGGAUACUAAAGAUAAUGAUUUAGACAGUUCAAGAAAGGAACAAAAUGAGAAGAGGGAAUCUGAAUUCGAGACUAAAACCAGGAAGAACAAUUCCUUAGAUUUUAAUAUUAUGCCAAAAGAACAGAAAGAUAUACCACAAGAUCGUUCAAAUCAGGAAAAGCCCUUAAAAUCAUAUAGUUCUUCGAAAUUGAGCUAUGAUAUUAGGAGACAAAUAGACAAAUCGAUGCAACUGAAGCUCAAAAAAAUGAUGAGUAAACCAAUUAAACUGCUUAAUUCGGCGGAAGCUGGGUCAGUUGUAAAAUUUCUGGAACCUUUUACAAACAGAUUGGGAGUUUCCGAAGAAAAUAAUCAAAACGCUUCACAAAUAAGUUUAAAACAAAAUUCGGAAAUGGAAAGAAAUCGUAUUCAUAAAGAUUCAGAAGAGUAUGGAGUUUUGAGCCACGCUUCAGAAACUUUGAAAGAGUUUCAUCUAUCCCAAAAGCCCCUUCGCCUUAUAACCAACAUGUCCUCAUCAAGUGACUACGAGUCAAAAUGCCUUCAUAUGGGGUGUAGGUCUGAAAAUGACUCUGAUGCUGCAUCGGAACCAAUUAUGACUUAUAGAACUACUGAAUAUGAAGGACUGCCUCCUCUAAACUGGCAAGUAAUCUCCAUGGGAUCAGCUAGACUAAAAGAAUCCAUUGAGGAUUUAUCAGAAUCAGAAGAAGAAUAUGUCUGUCCUGUUUACAAGUGCGGAAAUCUAUUAAAAUCGAAAACAUUUGCUUCCCAUUUCGAGCAAUUUCAUCGCCAUAAAACUGCAACAAAUGCAUUACCUCAAGAGUAUUGCCAUCGAAUAGUGGAGGGAUUACCAAAGCAGUUCUUCUUUGAUGGCGAUCUUCUCACCAAAGGAAACUCUUUUGUGUCUCUUCUUUUGUACAGCAGUUUAAAGAAGGAGUCAUCAUUUCCACUUCGAGAAUAUCCACUGGCCUUGUUAGCUGCUCCACAAAAGGUAAAUAAUAAGCAUCCUACUGGCAUUUUCUUCUGGCUAGUGGGUUAUCCCCUGGGCGCAAAGCUUGUCGCCAAGCUCACAGUCUACGAUCCUUUAGAACAAGUUGGAAGAAGUAGGAUUAUAAAGCCACGAGAUUUAUCCCGGGAACAAGACCCUCGAAGGUUCCAUUCCAAUUGUAGGGAUCAUCUGCUUAUUACAGUUCCGUAUAAAAAGCAAAGAAGGUUUCAAAUAAGUGUGGUGAUUGAUGAAAAGUCCGAGUAA
Messenger RNA from Drosophila takahashii, 3324 nucleotides. The record is from RefSeq and is a predicted model, not a curated record. Lineage: Eukaryota; Metazoa; Arthropoda; Insecta; Diptera; Drosophilidae.